AUGCGCAUCACCUCUGGUGGCUUACGGCAACUUAAUACCCUCGUCGGCCUCGACGAUCGCUCCGGAGCGGAGGCAGGCCGGCGGAGCGAGAGCAAGAGGAAGAAGCGGCUCGAAGGAUGUGUGGAGGAUGGUGGGAAGCGCCGACAAAAGAACGCAAUCGUCAACACACAAACCCGUAACAAGCGCCCAUCUACAUCGCACAUCAGCCCUGUGACCACUUGUCGAGCAGCGCAAGAGAUGGCUCUGGCUGGCAAGUAUUCGCUCAUCACCAUGGCUGAGAUGGCACAAGUGCUGCUCCCGUCACAUCUGCGCCGCACUGAGAUGGUCGGCGGCAGCAUCUGGAGCACGUUGUGCGCAGGCCACGCAGCCGCUGAUUGGCCCGCCCUUGGCUGUGUGACGGGCACUAUCGAUAGAUUGUCCGUAUAUCGCUCAGAAGGAAGAGCAGUGUUCUUCGUAAUCCGCUCCACCGUCACAACCGUCGCUUCUGGCGUUGCAGUGCGUCAAGAUGGUGGUGUGGCCUUGGUGAUGGAAGGUGCUCAGAAGCGCCGAGCUCCGGGCUGA
Trichoderma virens Gv29-8 is the source of this 561-nucleotide messenger RNA. RefSeq lists its product as uncharacterized. The record is from RefSeq and is a predicted model, not a curated record. NCBI's taxonomy places the organism in Eukaryota, Fungi, Ascomycota, Sordariomycetes, Hypocreales, Hypocreaceae. The coding region runs from base 1 to 561 and encodes 186 amino acids. The transcript is spliced from 2 exons.